This is a messenger RNA of Parasteatoda tepidariorum (common house spider), 309 nucleotides long. RefSeq lists its product as uncharacterized. The record is from RefSeq and is a predicted model, not a curated record. NCBI's taxonomy places the organism in Eukaryota, Metazoa, Arthropoda, Arachnida, Araneae, Theridiidae.
AUGUAUGGGCAACGAGUGUGCAUUCCAGACUGCUACAGAGCAAAAAUAUUAGACGAGUUGCAUCAUGAGCAUCUUGGUGUAGUUAAAAUGAAAGCAGUUGUCCGAUCUUUCGUGUUUUGGCAAGACACCGACCAAGACAUAGAAAACUCUGAUAGAAACUCUUUGAACUAUGCAAGGUUCAAAACGGACCCAGGAAAAGUUCAUCAUGGGGAAUAUCCCAGUGCACCAUGGGAAAGAGUGCAAGUUGAUUUCGCAGGCCCUAUAUUUGAACGAAUGUUUCUACUCAUUGUUGACGCCAAUUCAAAAUGA